AGACAUGUAGGAUGAAGCAGUUACCUCUUCAUAUUUUGGUCCUUUUUCUGUUAUGGUCUACACAUGCAUACGAUAACAGAUGUGGGGAUGUCUGUGGCCGCCGUCCUUUGGCCUCCAGUCACAGUAGCAACCUGCGGAUCGUGGGUGGCACCGAUGCGCUCCCAGGAACGUGGCCUUGGAUUGUCAGCAUCCAGAUACCCACCCUGACUGGCUACAAGCACACCUGUGGGGGGUCCCUCAUCAGCCCUCGCUGGGUCAUCACAGCAGCUCACUGCUUCCUCAACAAAAGAUACCUAGAACACUGGAAGCUGGUUUUGGGUGCUGCUCAGCUUUCUCGGCCUGGUCCGGAUGCCCAGGAACGCACCAUCAAGAACCUGGUGGAGCACCAGCAAUACGUACGUUCCACCCACUUCAACGACGUGGCCUUGAUGGAGCUAAGCCACCCAAUCAACUGCAGUGACUACAUCCAACCUGCCUGCCUGCCGGACAUGGGUGUGGAGGUUUCAUCGCUGACCCACUGCUACGUCAGCGGCUGGGGAGUGACCGAUGUCUCAAAGCCAAAUGUGACCUCGGAUAUCCUGCAAGAAGCCAAAGUAAACCUCAUCCCCACAACCACAUGUAACAGCACUGCCUGGUAUGACAAGAAAAUCCAUCACAACAAUAUCUGCGCUGGGCAUGAGGAAGGAGGCAUUGACACUUGCCAGGGUGACAGUGGUGGUCCUCUCAUGUGUCGGGAGCAAAGGUCCGAGCGUUUCUGGCUUGUCGGUGUCACCAGCUGGGGCGCUGGCUGUGCCAGGUCCAUGAGGCCCGGCAUCUAUUCCUCCACACAACUUUUCCUGAACUGGAUCAAAGACAUGACCAAGGAGAACUUUUUCAAGACUCCUCGCCCACCCAAAAAAAGACCCCCGUCAAAGCCGCUGGAUCAGCUGUGGCAACAAACCACCCCCUCGAAUGGAAACCAGCAGCUUGAGAACUGGGUUCAACCCAGGCCGAAGCCAAUAAUGUCUCCUCCAAGGCCACCUUCCGCAAAUGAAAUCCAACAGUUUGAGAACUGGGCUGCAGCUCAGACAAGGCCUAGUACGCAACCCACCCCACCGUUCACCAUGCCUUGGCCUCAGGACCUUCUGUCAUCGCAGCCACUAGCACCAACACUACCGCUGCAGACAUUAUUCCCCCCGCCCCCGCCCCCACCCCCACUUCCUGUUCAGACCCUGUCCCCAUGGGGUUCACAGGAUGUGCAGAACUGGAACCAAGGCUGGGCUCCAGUUUACCGGCCUCCCCCCAGAACCAGGCCCACCGCGGUGCCUUGGCCAGGAUAUGGUGCACAGCAGCCCCAGACAUGGGGCAACGUGGCUGUGACUAGGACAAGAGCUCCCUAUUAUGGUGGAUACUACCCUAACUGGAACAUGCCCAGGCCUCCCCUUCAAACCACUUCAGGGUGGCAGGUCCAGAAAUGGUCUCGCCCAACGACCCCCUUGAGUUACAUCUGGUACUCGAGAUGGAGCAGGUCCCCUAAGUAGGCCCAGUGCCCCACUCCACAAUCAGCCAGUCAUUUUCUGACUUCCCCUUCCCAUCUGUCAAGCAAGCUUCAAGAGCAUAUAGUUUGGGGGGGUCUGUCCCCUCCCUUCCUCCUACUCCAGGUCUCAAGCUGGGUUGCCCAAGAGAAGAUAGUCACCCUUUAACAGAUCGAUGUAAACAGAGAGAGAGAGGAGACACAACAGAUGCUGGAGGUGUGCAGUAGUAAAACAGCCGCUGCCGCAGGAUUGGCUGUGGAUGCUUGGUUCUGAGGCCUUGAUGUUUUGGGGGACUCACGGGGAGAGCCUACCUGGAUAAGGAGACACCUGGAUCGUUCAGCAGCUGGCUUCAUUCAUGCCUACCAACUAUUUCAAAGAAAAGACUGGAGGCUGCCCCUUUCCUGGGGCAGGCUGGUCUUCUGUUGAGCAGCAUUUGUAAUUCUAUAUUAGCAAUAAAGUGGUGCUUCUUCUAA
This is a messenger RNA of Pantherophis guttatus, 1987 nucleotides long. Its product is annotated as acrosin-like. Gene Ontology annotation, molecular function: serine-type endopeptidase activity. The record is from RefSeq and is a predicted model, not a curated record. Gene Ontology annotation, biological process: proteolysis; acrosome reaction. NCBI's taxonomy places the organism in Eukaryota, Metazoa, Chordata, Lepidosauria, Squamata, Colubridae.